GGAAGUACUAAUUUUUAUUUUGAUGAUCAGAGCAAGUGAUGAUUCACUUAAGUAAACAAGUAAGUCAGUGUCGACAUCGUGAAACAUCGGAAAUACUCAUAUGCUUAUAUUGGAAAAUUCCAACACUCAUAUUCGCAUAUGUGUUGGGAUUUGCAUCAAUCCUCGGAAUCACGGCAGGAGCUCACCGUCUCUGGUCCCACAAAGCCUAUAAAGCAAAAACACCGCUUCAAGUUUUACUGGUGUUCUUUUUCCUAUUGUCUGGUCAGCGGUCAAUCUUGACAUGGGUGGAAAACCAUCGCAUACAUCACAAGUACUCCGAUACGGAUGCGGAUCCCCAUAAUGCGACGAGAGGUUUCUUCUUCUCCACCUUGGGAUGGUUGGCUGUGGAGCCGCAUCCAGAAGUAAUGAAACAAAGAAAGUUGACUGACCUUUCAGACUUACUACAAAUUCCCGCAGUAAAAUUUCAACACGAAUACGUCGAAAUCCUGAUAACUUUGGUGGCCCUUAUCUUUCCCACAUAUAUUCCGACUUUUUGGGGAGAAUCGCUGUAUGUUUCGUUUUUCGUCAACUAUUUCCGUCUGCUGGUGGUACUCACUAUAUCAGGCUUUAUAAACAGCAUUGCUCAUCUGUGGGGAAAUAAACCAAUCGACAAGACAGCUGUUGGGACGCAAUUCACAUUUAUUGGAGCUCUGGCGCUGGGAGAAGGGUUCCACAACUACCACCACGUGUUCCCUUACGACUACCGGACGUCAGAAGUAUUGGACACUAAAUACAAUUUCACUGCGGUUUUUAUAGAUUUAAUGGCUAAAAUCGGAUGGGCGUAUGAUCUCAAAGAGGUUCCAGAAGAGACUGUGAGGUCAAGAGUACUAAAAAAAGGUGAUGGGUCUGAUAAAUAUUAUUUAUAAAGCCAUGAGACUAGAUUUUCUGAAUGACUGACCAUUGUACCAGAUGAGAUGCUCGUCAACAUUUGUGGCGCAUUUAUAUUAGUGUGCUAGGUACCUAUGAUUACACAUAGCAUACGUAAAAUAAGCAUAAAUACAUUUUUUUAAACUA
This is a messenger RNA of Plodia interpunctella (Indianmeal moth), 1053 nucleotides long. Its product is annotated as acyl-CoA Delta(11) desaturase. Lineage: Eukaryota; Metazoa; Arthropoda; Insecta; Lepidoptera; Pyralidae. Gene Ontology annotation, molecular function: stearoyl-CoA 9-desaturase activity; iron ion binding. Gene Ontology annotation, cellular component: endoplasmic reticulum membrane. The coding region runs from base 39 to 905 and encodes 288 amino acids. The transcript has 3 exons. The record is from RefSeq and is a predicted model, not a curated record. Gene Ontology annotation, biological process: unsaturated fatty acid biosynthetic process.